This is a messenger RNA of Lactuca saligna, 1548 nucleotides long. The record is from the annotation of a GenBank genome assembly. NCBI's taxonomy places the organism in Eukaryota, Viridiplantae, Streptophyta, Magnoliopsida, Asterales, Asteraceae.
AUGGAAUCAAGAAAUUUUGGCGAAGUUACUUUCGCUGAUGUACUAUGUGGGAAAAAACAAGAUCAAGGUAUACAACAGUCAACUCCACCUUCUCCACCACAUAUUCUUCCUACUCAUCUUCAAGUUGACACUGAUAUGGAGUGUUGGAUUCAAAAAAGUACACUCAUAGGUGAAACAAUGUCAUUCUCUCAUUUAGGCCACCUCCCUGCUUUAAUGGCAAUCCAUAGUGACAUUACAGUUGAUGUAAAAUAUGUUGGGGGUAUGUCAGCCAUUCUUAGUUUCAACAGUACGGUGGAUGCAACUAAUUUCCUGGAAAACAAGAAUAACCAGAAGGAUUCCUUCAAAUGGCUAAAAAUGGGGGGUGACACAAAUUUGGUAUUUCAAAGAAUUACGUGUGUCAGAAUCGUUGGGCUACCUCUAAAAUUUUGGUGCAACUCAAACAUCAAUGCCAUUGUGAGCAAUUUCGGAAAAGUCGUGGCCCCAUUUGAUGGCAUCAAAGACAGGAUUGAUCUUUCUUGUAUCAAGCUACGAAUUCUUACAUACAUGAAAAGAAAGCUCAAUGACGAAAUAAUUGUUCCGGUUAACGGAAGGCUAAUUUCAGUUGCAAUUGUAGAGUAUGAGGAAGAGCCAUGGAUUCCAUUCACUUUUGACUCCGAUGACCAGCCUUACGAACCAGAAUUGGAAGAAAUGGAGUCCGAUGUGGAUGGUUCAGACAGUGAUAAAGAUGUCGCCAACUCCAAUGUGGAAGGUUCAGACAGUGAUAAAGAUGUCGCCAACUCCGAUGUGGUCAUGGAUGAGGAGGAAGAAGGUGAAAUUAUCGAAACUGACAACAAGGCGGAAGACGAUAAUGUCGGCGGCAUGCCGGAAAACUCAAACGGAGAUAAACCGGCGGCUCUGCAAGUUAAAAUGGUUCCAUUAAAAUCCCCAGUGACCAACGCACCUACGAUUAUCGAGGAGUCAGAGCAUGUCACCACAUGUGAAAACCAAAUGGAUAGAGAAGAGGAAACGCCACCUGGGAAAAAUCAAGAAAUCAAUACAAUGGUAGUAAGUAAUGUCGGGUCAAACAAUUUAAUGGGAGAUAAUGAAAACAAUCAAACGGAUACGGUGGGGCCCAUAUUAUUUGAUAGUCUAAGUCCAACGUCACUAAUUAAUAAAUUAGCCCAAAUUGGUAGCUUUGCGCCAUUCCCUAAAAAUAAUAAAAUCCACACAUCUGGAAAUCUGGGUUCGAAAAUAAAGGAUAAUUACAGAUCAUCCAACAAAAGGAAAAGGGUCCGAUGCUCACUUUCCCCUCAAGCAAAUUCAUUCCCUCUUUUUCCACCUUUGACUGAUGAGAUUGAAACACAAAAUUUACAAUCGGAGAAACCCAACAAUGCCCCCAUCUCUGAUUGCAAUCCACAGGCUACAAAUACAAUCGCAUCAUGUCCCUUUGCAGCGGAAUCUGAGGUCACUGCAGCAGUUGGAAACCUAAUCGGUUUCAAUAUCGAGGCAAGAAACCUUGUACUCGGGGCAAUUCUAGGCAAUUCCGGUGAAAAUGUCGGUUUCCAAUGA